Messenger RNA from Pongo pygmaeus (Bornean orangutan), 2268 nucleotides. RefSeq names its product transmembrane protein 254 (gene TMEM254). The transcript is spliced from 4 exons. The coding region runs from base 57 to 638 and encodes 193 amino acids. NCBI's taxonomy places the organism in Eukaryota, Metazoa, Chordata, Mammalia, Primates, Hominidae. The record is from RefSeq and is a predicted model, not a curated record.
CCUAACAUCUUUAUUUUAAACCCAGAAAAGUGACAGAGGAGUGUCUCCCCUACAAGAUGAUGACCAGCCCUCCAGACCUGAGCCCAGGUGUGAGUCCAAGGCCGCUGUACUGGGGCCAGACAGGGAGACUCGCUCUCAGGGACUUCCCAACCCGCACCAUCUUCUCCCUGCGGGGAUGGCGAGGGAGCGCGGGCCCGCCCCGGACCUGCCUCCGCGCUCGCGCUCGACGGUGUCCUGAAGCGCGCUCCCGGGGAGGUGUUGCAGCCAUGGCGACGGCAGCCGGCGCGGCCUACUUUCAGCGAGGCAGUCUGUUCUGGUUCACAGUCAUCACCCUCAGCUUUGGCUACUACACAUGGGUUGUCUUCUGGCCUCAGAGUAUCCCUUAUCAGAACCUUGGGCCCCUGGGCCCCUUCACUCAGUACUUGGUGGACCACCAUCACACCCUCCUGUGCAAUGGGUAUUGGCUUGCCUGGCUGAUUCAUGUGGGAGAGUCCUUGUAUGCCAUAGUAUUGUGCAAGCAUAAAGGCAUCACAAGUGGUCGGGCUCAGCUACUCUGGUUCCUACAGACUUUCUUCUUUGGGAUAGCGUCUCUCACCAUCUUGAUUGCUUACAAAGGGAAAUGCCAAAAACAAACUUGAAGUUGUCUGAAAGCUUGCUCUACACUUUUACAUUCAUCCUCACCUUUUUUUUGUGGGGUAGAGGAGGUGCAGUAUUUACUCAGUGAUCUUUCUACUUUCUGGAAACUGUCCUUCAAAGCUCUUUAAGACCCCAUCGUUAGUCAGUUUUUUCUCUUAUAUGCUCUGGUUGAGCUUGAAUAGACCAGUUAUUACUUAAGAAGAAACAGAGAAAGAUUUUAGCUUUUCAAUCCUAUUUGGCAGAGGACUUCAGCUACCUUCUUACGGUCUUUGGCUGUGUUGGUGCCCUCGUGUGCUCUGAGCUAAGCCACAUACUAAAUUGACUUUUUGGUUUGUAUACCCUUGCUCCCGCCUUCUGAUGAAAACACCUUACCCUCACAACCACCAUCUUUCCUCUGCUUUCCAAAGCUCUUUCCACCUUGCUGCACUAAGAUAAAGUGACACUUCCACUGUAUGUCAAUUCCACACACAUUUAUUAGGUACCUGUGAGGUAGGAUCCUGUCCUCUCAAACUUCCAUUUCUCAUGCUACAGAGAAAGAUAAGGAAGAUGAGCAAGUGCCUGGAAUGGGGCAGGCUGAGCGGUCACACAGGCAUAGAGGCACGCUGAGAACCCGGAGGGGAGACUGCAGAGUGCCUUCCCUGAUGCUGCUGCCGGAAGUGAUCCUUCGCUCCACCUGGCCUCUGGGACACUGUGCUCUGCAGUGUGCAGGGCCUGAUGGCACUGCUAGAUUUCUCCUUCAGCUCAGGGCCACAGCUUAAACAGCUUUACCUUUCCCUUCAGCACCUGUCCCACUAUCUUGCACACAGGUGCUCUAACCAUGUUUAUUGAACAAAAGAGGGAAACUGAUUUCACUUUCACUUGUUCAUUAUCAUUCCAAUUUUUAUGUGAAAAUGGCAUAACCCAUUUGGGGUACCGUCAUCCCAAAAGAAAAGCCCAAGUCUACCUUUGACUGGUACCACCUUUUUUGUGGGUUCCUUGGUGAGAAACCUUUUUCAUACCUUUCUAUUCUUAAUCACUUCUCCAAAAGUGUCUCUUUCCAGCUCUGAUUUAUUCAAAACACACAAGCAUUUCUGUUUAGAGAUUCUAGCCCAUGGGUUAUCUGGCUAGUUAUUACCUCUUCUGUUCACUUAGUUAUACUUUAUUAUUGCUCACAGGUUGGGGAGGCAGAAUGACUCUGUCACCACUAGGAGCCAUUAGGGCUUCUUCCCUGGAGGACUGCCUGCUUGCUUUCUGGGGACACUAGCCCUCAUUUCCCUUCAUACAAAUAACAGUGGGGCAAGUUAUUUGUAUUAAGCAAACAUUUAUGGGAAACAACCCCCUCCCCAAAACGGAGCCCCCAAGUAAAGCACAACCCUGAAAGAUUAUGAACUAUGAAUUGUCUCUAGUGGAGAUAAAUUUCUGUAAAUAUAUCUCAGUCUUCCCUCUGUUUCUCUGGUGAUUAAGAAGUUGCUUUUUGGUAAGGAAAAGGAUUUUUGACCAUAGAGUUAGGCAUCAUGGAAAUUCAAACCGGAUUUCUUAAUACCUGGUCUUCCUCAAAGAGAAAUAAUAACAGUAAUAGUGGUGCUGGGAACAAUAUGGCAGAUUAUUGAAUGAAAUGGAUUAACUUGAAUAAAAUGCUGUGAAUUAUCUCUA